Echinops telfairi (small Madagascar hedgehog) is the source of this 3185-nucleotide messenger RNA. RefSeq names its product TBC1 domain containing kinase (gene TBCK). Gene Ontology annotation, biological process: protein phosphorylation. Bases 18 to 2648 code for a protein of 876 amino acids. NCBI's taxonomy places the organism in Eukaryota, Metazoa, Chordata, Mammalia, Afrosoricida, Tenrecidae. The record is from RefSeq and is a predicted model, not a curated record. Gene Ontology annotation, molecular function: ATP binding; protein kinase activity. The transcript is spliced from 25 exons.
AAGAUUUGGGACUGAAAAUGUUUCCCUUGAAGGAUGCUGAAAUGGGCGCCUUCACCUUCUUUGCUUCAGCCUUGCCACAUGAUGUUUGUGGCAGCAAUGGACUUCCUCUCACACCAAAUUCCAUUAAAAUUUUAGGACGCUUUCAAAUCCUUAAGACCAUUACCCACCCCAGACUGUGCCAGUAUGUGGAUAUUUCUAGGGGAAAACAUGAAAGACUGGUGGUGGUGGCUGAACACUGUGCACAGAGUCUGGAAGACUUACUUCGAGAAAGGAAACCUGUGAGCUAUUCUAAGGUUUUGUGCAUAGCAUUUGAAGUACUCCAGGGCUUGAAGUAUAUGAACAAACAUGGUAUAGUACAUCGUGCACUGUCUCCUCAUAAUAUUCUUUUGGACCAAAAGGGGCAUAUUAAAUUGGCUAAAUUUGGACUUUAUCACAUGACAGGUCAUGGUGAUGAUGUUGAUUUUCCAAUAGGGUAUCCAUCAUACUUGGCACCUGAGGUAAUUGCACAAGGAAUUUCCAAAACCAGUGAUCAUACGCCAAGUGAAAAACCAUUACCAUCUGGCCCCAAAUCAGAUGUAUGGUCUCUUGGAAUAAUUUUAUUUGAGCUUUGUAUGGGGAGAAAAUUAUUUCAGAGUUUGGAUAUUUCUGAAAGAUUAAAAUUUUUGCUUACUUUGGACUGUGUAGAUGAUACUGUAAUAGUUUUGGCAGAAGAACAUGGUUGUCUGGACAUUAUAAAGGACCUCCCAGAAAGUGUGAUGAAUCUUCUGAAGAAGUGCCUCGCCUUCCACUCUUCUAAGAGGCCCACACCAAGUGAAUUAAUGCAAGACAAGGUGUUCAGUGAAGUAUCACCUUUAUAUACUCCGUUUGUCAAACCUGCUAGUCUGUUUUCAUCUUCUCUGCGAUGUGCUGAUUUAACUCUACCUGAGGAUAUCAGUCAACUGUGUAAAGAUAUCAACAAUGAUUACUUAGCAGAAAGAUCGAUUGAAGAAGUGUAUUACCUUUGGUGUUUGGCUGGAGGUGACUUGGAAAAAGAACUUGUCAACAAGGAAAUCAUACGAUCUAAACCCCCGAUUUGUACACUUCCAAAUUUACUCUUUGAAGAUGGUGAGAGCUGUGGUCAAGGUCGAGAUAGAAGCUCACUUUUAGAUGAUACUACUGUGAUGUUGUCAUUAUGCCAGUUAAGAAAUAGAUUGAAAGAUGUUGGUGGAGAAGCGUUUUAUCCGCUACUUGAAGAUGACCAGUCUAAUUUACCUCAUUCAAACAGUAAUAAUGAAUUAUCUGCAGCUGCCACCCUCCCCUUGAUCAUUCGAGAGAGAGACACAGAGUACCAGCUAAACAGAAUUGUUCUCUUUGACAGGCUGCUAAAGGCUUAUCCAUAUAAAAAAAAUCAAAUCUGGAAAGAAGCAAGAGUUGACAUUCCUCCUCUUAUGAGAGGUUUAACCUGGGCUGCGCUUCUAGGAGUUGAGGGGGCUAUUCAUGCCAAGUAUGUUGCAAUUGAUAAGGACACACCAAUUCCUACAGAUAGACAACUCAAGAUUUGUGUGCCAGCAAGUCCAGCUCCUGGAAUGCAGUGCCCAGAGACACCCUGCUCCAGUAAACCUCAGCCUGAAGGUCUUGACUCUCUUUGUGCUCCAUUCCUAUAUUUAAAUUUUAAUAAUGAAGCUCUGGCAUAUGCGUGUAUGUCUGCUUUUAUUCCCAAAUACCUUUAUAACUUCUUCUUGAAAGACAACUCACAUGUAAUACAAGAGUAUCUAACUGUGUUCUCUCAGAUGAUUGCAUUCCAUGAUCCAGAGUUGAGUAAUCAUCUCAAUGAGAUUGGUUUUAUUCCAGAUCUUUAUGCCAUCCCUUGGUUUCUCACCAUGUUUACUCAUGUAUUUCCCCUGCACAAAAUUUUUCACCUUUGGGAUACAUUACUACUUGGGAAUUCCUCUUUUCCAUUUUGUAUUGGAGUAGCAAUUCUUCAGCAGCUGCGAGACCGGCUUUUGGCUAAUGGCUUUAAUGAGUGCAUUCUUCUCUUCUCUGAUCUACCAGAAAUUGAUAUUGAACGCUGUGUGCGGGAAUCGAUCAGCCUGUUCUGUUGGACCCCUAAAAGUGCCACUUACAGACAACACGCACAGCCUCCCAAGCCACCCCCCGAAAGUGGGGUCCGAAGCUCCACACCUUACUUCACUGACUGUCCAGAGCCGCCAAAGACAGAGCUGUCAAGAGAAUCUAUUUCAUUAAAUGACCUGAAGUCGGAAGUAUCCCCCCGGAUUUCAGCAGAGGACUUGAUUGACUUGUGUGAGCUGACAGUGACAGGUCAUUUCAAAACACCCCCCAAGAAAACAAAGUCCAGUAAGCCAAAGCUCCUGGUGGUUGACAUCCGGAAUAAUGAAGACUUCAUCCGGGGCCACAUUUCAGGCAGCAUCAACAUUCCAUUCGGCACUGCAUUCACGGCAGAAGGCGAGCUGACCCAAGCCCCCUGCACUACUAUGCUCCAGAACUUCAAAGGGAAGGUUAUUGUUAUCGUGGGGCAUGUAUCAAAGCACAUGGCUGAGUUUGCAGCUCAUCUUGUGAAGAUGAAAUAUCCAAGAAUCUGCAUUCUAGAUGGCGGCAUUAAUAAAAUCAAGCCCACAGGCCUCCUCACCAUUCCAGCUCCUCAAAUAUGAAGAAUCAAGAGUAUGGCUGUUGAAAGCGUGAAUGGCGUGCGCACUCAACGACAGCGCACUCUCCCAGCCAAAGGCAGGACCAGACACCAGAGUGUUGUGUUUCCCUAACCCUUUUUGUGAGACUUUGUUUUUCUCGUGGCCCAAAUGUUCAGCUAUCCAUGCAAAAGACUUGACUGUACUUGUAUUGCUGAAAGAAUUUUCUUAGCAGUGAAAUCUGAUCAGGACUUUUUACCACACAAAGUCAGAGAAAUUCCGCUGACAAGGUAGAUUCUGCGUUAUCAAGAAACCUCAGUUGCCGUGAAGAAGCUGCCCUCCGUUGCUCUGAACAGACAGUUCUAAGAAGGGUAUUAUAUAGAAUUUAUAGACCGACCAUAAGCUAGAGCUGUCUUCAUUCCAAGAUACUGAAAAGUAAAAUGCUUUUGUUCACAAUACAUUCCUGAUUAAUAAAUGUCAUGUUUGGUAAGAGUCCUGGUGGCAUGUGGUAAGGGAAGCACUGGACUGCCAAUCACAAGGUUAGGAAUUCAACCCACCAACCAC